AUGUUACCCCACCACAAAUCCAUCACACUCGCCGCCCUCUUCCUCGUCACACUCGCCGCCCUCGCCGGAUCAGGCCGGGGCUUCUACCUCCCCGGAAGCUACCCGCACAAGUACGGGAUCGGAGACUACCUAAACAUGAAGGUCAACUCGCUGACCUCCAUCGACACCGAGAUCCCCUUCAGCUACUACGACCUCCCCUUCUGCCGCCCCAAGGACGGUAUCAAGGACAGCCGGGAGAAUCUCGGCGAGCUCCUCAUGGGCGACCGGAUUGAAAACUCUCCCUACCGAUUCAAAAUGUACACCAACGACACCGAAAUUUUCAUCUGCCAAACCAAACCUCUCUCGGCCGACGAGUUCAAGCUCCUCGCCAAGAGGAUAGACGAGAUGUACCAGGUCAACGUCAUCCUCGACAAUCUUCCGGCUAUCCGGUACACCAAAAAGGAUAACUUCAUGAUGAGGUGGACAGGGUACCCGGUUGGUGUCAAGGUCCAGGACACUUAUUACAUAUUCAAUCACCUCAAAUUCACAGUUCUUGUUCAUAAAUAUGAGGAGACGAAUGUGGCUAAUGUUAUGGGCACUGGGGAUGCAGUUGAGGUUCUCCCCACGGUCAAGAAUGAAGGUUUGAAUGCCCCCGGGUACAUGGUUGUCGGGUUCGAGGUGGUCCCAUGCAGCUUCCGGCACGACCCGAACUCGUUGAAAAAUUUGAACAUGUACGAUAAAUACCCGGUCCCGAUCAACUGUGAUCCAGGCACGGUGGCCAUGCCCAUAAAGGAAAACGAGCCUGUCUCCUUCACGUACGAGGUCUCUUUCGUUGAGAGGGAUGACAUCAAGUGGCCGUCCAGGUGGGACGCGUAUCUCAAAAUGGAAGGGGCGAAAGUGCACUGGUUCUCGAUUUUGAACUCACUCAUGGUGAUCACGUUCUUGGCCGGUAUAGUGCUCGUCAUUUUCCUGAGGACCGUCAGGCGGGACCUCACCCGAUACGAAGAGCUCGACAAAGAGGCCCAAGCCCAGAUGAAUGAGGAGCUCUCGGGAUGGAAACUCGUUGUGGGAGACGUGUUCCGGGCCCCGGCCAGCCCAUCUCUCCUCUGCGUGAUGGUGGGUGAUGGUGUCCAAAUACUCGGGAUGGCUGUUGUUACGAUUCUCUUUGCUGCCCUAGGGUUUAUGUCUCCUGCCUCUCGGGGGACUUUGAUAACCGGCAUGCUGUUUUUCUACAUGGUGCUUGGGAUUCUUGCCGGGUAUGUGGCUGUUCGCAUGUGGCGAACCAUUUUCUGUGGGGAUAAAAAGGGAUGGGUCUCGGUUUCGUGGCAGGCCGCGUGUUUUUUCCCCGGGAUCUCGUUUGUGAUCCUCACGACUCUCAAUUUUCUAUUGUGGGGCAGCCACAGCACUGGCGCAAUCCCGUUUUCCCUGUUUGUCGUGCUCGUCUUACUCUGGUUCUGUAUCUCGGUCCCACUCACGCUCGUGGGUGGGUAUUUCGGUGCACGGGCGCCCCAUAUCGAGUAUCCCGUCCGGACCAAUCAGAUUCCUCGUGAAAUCCCGCCUCAGAAGUACCCAUCUUGGCUUUUGGUUCUUGGGGCAGGCACACUUCCUUUCGGGACGCUUUUUAUUGAGCUCUUCUUUAUAAUGUCGAGCAUUUGGAUGGGACGGGUUUAUUACGUGUUUGGGUUUUUGCUCAUUGUUAUGGUGCUUUUGGUGGUGGUAUGUGCUGAGGUGUCGCUCGUGCUAACGUACAUGCAUCUCUGUGUGGAGGACUGGCGGUGGUGGUGGAAGUCGUUUUUCGCCUCGGGCUCGGUUGCUAUAUACAUUUUUCUCUACUCGGUCAACUAUCUGGUGUUUGACCUCAAGAGUUUGAGUGGGCCCGUCUCGGCCACGCUUUAUCUCGGGUACUCGCUGUUUAUGGUGCUUGCGGUUAUGCUGGCGACAGGUACGGUCGGGUUUCUUUCCUCGUUUUGGUUCGUGCACUAUUUGUUUUCAUCGGUGAAGCUGGAUUGA
This is a messenger RNA of Striga hermonthica, 1989 nucleotides long. The record is from the annotation of a GenBank genome assembly. Lineage: Eukaryota; Viridiplantae; Streptophyta; Magnoliopsida; Lamiales; Orobanchaceae.